Molecule: messenger RNA, 918 nt
Organism: Bursaphelenchus xylophilus (pine wood nematode)
Lineage: Eukaryota; Metazoa; Nematoda; Chromadorea; Rhabditida; Aphelenchoididae
Source: the annotation of a GenBank genome assembly
AUGCUUCUUCCCAACCGGUCGUUCUUAUAUUUCCUUCUUGUGUGUUACAUCAAUGCCUCUAUCCAACAUGGUCCCAACAAUCCGAUCGACGUGUUCUCGGACAAACUGAGGGAUGCUUUGAGUGAAAAGGGAAUUGUGAUGAAGGAAUUUAAAUUUAACGACACCAGUACUGUACGGCAGAUCUGCGAAGAUUUCAAUGCAGAAGUCGGCAAGAUAAAGGAUAAGGACUUGGUGAUCUUCGUCAAAUUAUAUAAUUUUAGGUAAGCCCACAUCAAAUGCGAAAUAAAUUUUAGCGCUCCAUGUUGGGUCAUGACCAGUCAACGGAAAGAACAUGUUACUGCCCAGUUUUACAGCGAUGAAGGCACAGUAGACCAGUCAAAUGUGUUCGUCGAAGCACUAUCAACUCAUUUAAUUCUUCCGUUUGAAAUGGCAAAUUAUGAUGUAAGUGAUUUUAACCUAAAAUUGAAUAUUCAAAAGAAAUGAGCUUACCAAUGCUCAGCCAUGGUUCUAAAACAAGCCCUAUUCAUCUCGUUUCAUUUUCAGAUCAUGAACACCACCGAAAAUGCUGUUACUAUAAUUCAAACUGCCAUUCAAGGAUUUUCAGACCCCGAAUUCUUAGAAACAUUUGUAUUGCCCAGUUAUGAAGUCCCCAUUCCAUAUCAAGUCAUGCGCAAGGAUGUUCCAAGAUCGUUCGAUUACAAGUUCUGGAUCACCUUUGUUUUAAUGAUUGUCUUGUUCGGAAGUCUCUUGAUCACACAGACCCUUUAUCAGAGGUUCGAACUCGGCCCUUCAAGUACAAGUGACGAAAAUCUGGUGACUGGAAUAGAUGACGAAGAAGUGGAUGUCGAUUUCCCGCAAGAAUUUGCAUCAGAAACUGAUUUCGCCAGAUUGAAUCCAAGUGGUACUGCAACAACCUAA